AUGGCCGCCACCACUGUCAGACCCAUCACCGGUAUGCUCCGCCGGGGCCUCAUGCUCGACCUUGGCCUCUCCCUCGGUAUCGGCUUCGUCAUGGCCAACGCCUACUGGUACGGCUACCACAUGCCUCGCACCAACGCUCGUGACGCCUACUACAAGAAGCUCGAGGAGGAGCGCGCUGCCCGCAUCGGCGCCUAA
Molecule: messenger RNA, 195 nt
Organism: Neurospora tetraspora
Lineage: Eukaryota; Fungi; Ascomycota; Sordariomycetes; Sordariales; Sordariaceae
Exons: 4
Coding region: 1-195 (64 amino acids)
Biological process (GO): mitochondrial electron transport, cytochrome c to oxygen
Molecular function (GO): cytochrome-c oxidase activity
Source: RefSeq, a predicted model, not a curated record